Opisthocomus hoazin is the source of this 1454-nucleotide messenger RNA. Lineage: Eukaryota; Metazoa; Chordata; Aves; Opisthocomiformes; Opisthocomidae. The record is from RefSeq and is a predicted model, not a curated record.
AUGGCCAAGGGCCAAGGGUUGGCCACUGGCCUGGGGCCACCCAAGGACCUGGGGCCAGCCAAGGACCUGGGGCCAGCCGAGACGCGGGGGACGGUUGAGGGACAGGGGACAGUCAAGGCCUUGGGGACGGUUGAGGGCCAAGGGUUGGCCAAGACCCAUGGGAUGGCCAAGGACCAUGGGUUGGCCACCAGCCUGGGGCCAACCAUGGACCUGGGGCCAACCAUGGACCUGGGGCCAACCAAGGACCUGAGGACAACCAAGGACCUGGGGACAGUUGAGGGCCAGGGGUUGGCCAAGACCCAAAGGAUGGCCAAGGGCCAUGGGUUGGCCACCGGUGUGGGGACAGCUGAGGGUUUGGGGACAACCAAGGGCGUGGGGACAGUUGAGACAAGGGGGGUGGUGAAGGGCGUGGGGACAGUUGAGGGCCAGGGGGUGGCCGAGACCCAUAGGGCAGUCAAGGGCCAUGGGUUGGCCACCAGCCCGGGGAUGGUUGAUGGUUUGGGGUCAACCAAGGGCGUGGGGACAGCUGAGGGCCAGGAGACGGCCAAGCCCCACAGGAUGGCCAAGGGCCAUGGGUUGGCCACCAGCCUGGGGACAGCUGAAGGUCUGGGACCACCCAAGGGCCUGGGGACAGCUGAGGGACAGGGGACAACCAAGGCCUCGGGGACAGUUGAGGGCCAAGGGAUGGUUGAGGGCUGUAGGAUGGCCAAGGGCCAAGGGUUGGCCACUGGCCUGGGGCCACCCAAGGACCUGGGGCCAGCCAAGGACCUGGGGCCAGCCGAGACGCGGGGGACGGUUGAGGGACAGGGGACAGUCAAGGCCUUGGGGACGGUUGAGGGCCAAGGGUUGGCCAAGACCCAUGGGAUGGCCAAGGACCAUGGGUUGGCCACCAGCCUGGGGCCAACCAUGGACCUGGGGCCAACCAUGGACCUGGGGCCAACCAAGGACCUGAGGACAACCAAGGACCUGGGGACAGUUGAGGGCCAGGGGUUGGCCAAGACCCAAAGGAUGGCCAAGGGCCAUGGGUUGGCCACCGGUGUGGGGACAGCUGAGGGUUUGGGGACAACCAAGGGCGUGGGGACAGUUGAGACAAGGGGGGUGGUGAAGGGCGUGGGGACAGUUGAGGGCCAGGGGGUGGCCGAGACCCAUAGGGCAGUCAAGGGCCAUGGGUUGGCCACCAGCCCGGGGAUGGUUGAUGGUUUGGGGUCAACCAAGGGCGUGGGGACAGCUGAGGGCCAGGAGACGGCCAAGCCCCACAGGAUGGCCAAGGGCCAUGGGUUGGCCACCAGCCUGGGGACAGCUGAAGGGCCAAGGGUUGGCCACUGGCCUGGGGCCAGCCAAGGACCUGGGGCCAGCCAAGGACCUGGGGCCAGCCGAGACCCCGGGGGCGGAUCAUUGUCCCCGUCGUGGACCCCCUGUCCCCCAUCCUUGGUCCUUGUCCCCUCCUGGACCCC